Acyrthosiphon pisum (pea aphid) is the source of this 4892-nucleotide messenger RNA. It is a transcript of the gene Atx-1, whose product is annotated as Ataxin 1. The coding region runs from base 574 to 2355 and encodes 593 amino acids. Lineage: Eukaryota; Metazoa; Arthropoda; Insecta; Hemiptera; Aphididae. Gene Ontology annotation, molecular function: RNA binding; protein binding. Gene Ontology annotation, biological process: regulation of DNA-templated transcription. The record is from RefSeq and is a predicted model, not a curated record. The transcript has 3 exons.
UAUUUUUAAAUUUUGCUUUAUAAAAAUAGUGUUUUCUCACGAGUGCUGUUGUAUUUAAUUUUAAUUUUAUCUUGUGUACAACAGUAUCUGUCUUUUUUUUAUCUUUCUCUCUUUAUUACGGAUCCGCGUGUGGUUGAACCGAGCGGUACGACGGUACACCACUAAAGGACACGGCCGUGCCGUCAACGAAUAUUUUGAUCUGUCGUUGUCCACUUACAGGAUUCCAGGCUCGUGUACCUAUAUACGUACACUAAAAUCAGGUGUACGGAUAAUAAUAGCGCACAGGUGCGAAACGCGUCUCGGUUUAGCCUUGGACGUUCGGGACUGGUUUCCAGCCACGCGAAUUUCGCGGGCUAUUUACGGUUUUGUUUUUGAGUGAGGAGCGAACACAACUUGUGUUUAAACCGUCCGAAAAACGAAUAGAAAUUGGUUUUCGCGUGUCUGACGGCGUUUGGUGAAUAUCUAACGUAGUAUUUAUCUGCGCGCAAGUGUGAAUGUGUGUGUGUGUGUGUGUGUGUCGUGCGAGCGUCGUCAGUGGAAACGAGCUCUCUAAUCGGCUAUUCAUUGACACUUAUGCACAACUAUUUCACGAUGAGGUGUUGCGCGCUCAAGUUUUCGGCGUUUGUUUUUCGUUCCGCCUCAAGGUCGUCGUCGCCGCCGAUGUGUGAUGGUGGUGCCCCGUUUCGCACGCCAAUUUUGUAUCGUUUACGGCGUUCGUAUAGGUUUUCUGUCUCGCCGAUCACGAAAAAUAAAACCAAACAGUCGAGUUUGAUCGUGCUUCUCGCAGUCACCGUGUGUUUCUCAAGAAUACGUGCAAUGAUCACCAGUGGUCUCGUGGUGGACGGCGUUAGCCACGGACUUCAGGCCCAUUUGCCGUAUAACCACCAGGCUGUUCAUAACCACCACCGUAUGUCAUAUGUGGAACCGUCGGCGUACAUGAAAUCGGUGGGGCCACCGCCACCUUCGCCACAGCAACAACAGCAACAACAGCAACAGUCUUCCGAACUGCCAUCCACGCCAGAGUUCCUGCGGCCGCUGCCGAAACCGGCACCCGUGAACCCUCUAAAGGCGCCUCGGGCGUCGUCAAAGUACGCAGUGGAUUGCCGUCCGGUCAACCUGACGGCCCCCAAAGAACCGUUGCCACCGCCGUCGGUUGACCACCACAUCAGGAUGGACGAACGGCACCAUCCAUAUAUGUACGGACAUCCUCGGCUCUACGUCAGCGCGGCGGCAUACCACCCGUACCAUAACAUGCACCAACCACCCGCACCAUACGGUGUGUACACUAGCCCGUACGCGCCUGUCAUCCCGCGGGAUACCAGGCACCAUCUGAUGCAGCCGCCGCAAGAACGAAGGUACCCGAGUCCACCGAACAAGAACGGCGGUGUUAACCUCGGGAGUCGGGCUAGCCCAUCGUCGUCGCCUCCCGAACAGUUCAAAGUUCCGAACGGUAGAGACAAUAAACCACCCCUACAGCUGCAACAGCAGCGAAUACUACCACCUCCCCAACCGGCCACUACAGUAGCCACCGCCCCUGCCGUCAACCACAACAACAACAUUAAUAACAACAACAUCAAUAACAACAAUAACCAUAUAGGCGCAGUCGCUGAACCUUCGCCAAAGAAACUGCGACGCAACACGCCGGAACCGCUGUCACCGCCAGCGGCCAAGACGUCAAACUUCACCAAGGGUUCGCUUAUACGGUUGGCUAACGGCAAUAUAAAAAAGGUCGAAGACAUGAGAACCGAAGACUUUUUGAACUCUGUGGAGAAUAGUGACCUGCACAGGAUCGAUCCUAGUACGGUGGUGAGAAUCGAACCCGUGACGGAUUCGGCGGUCAAAGGCAACAUAAAGAUCACACUUAGCUACGGUGACCAAAGAAAUCAGCAGAUCGGCAGUGACAACAAAAAGACGAAUUCAGUGGCGACCAUUGCGGCCGCGACGUCCAAGUCACAUCAGGUGGAAAUGGAGAGCGGCGCAGAACACCCGUACUUCGUGUUUGGCCGGGGCUGGGCGUCGUGGAGCCCGGCCAAGACACUGGCCAAGUACGGGCUGACGUGCCAGCGGCUGCAGGUGGGCGAUGUGUGCGUGUCGCUGACAAAACGAUCGUCGGCGGUGGCCUCCGACUUGACGACAACGACCACGACAACGCCACCGCACGGAAAACGACGGCAGCAGCAUAGCGUCUCUGUAGCCGUACAACAGCAACAACAAAAUCUCCAUCAUCUCCAUCAACAUCAUUCAACGGCUGCUCAAAAAGCUCAGCUGCAGCUGCAGCAACAGUCUGUGGACGACGACAAGAAUAGCAGGAACAAAAGACGGUGGUCCGCCCCUGACCCAGAGCCCGGUACUUAAGAGCACAGUUUAUAAGAAGAAGACGACAAAUCUCUGUGCCUAAAUGUUUUUUUUCCGCGUCUCGGUCUUUCACAAAUUUUAUGAUCGCGUAAACGACGUUCACGUCUUACACAUUUAUGCUAUCGUGUCGCGUUGAUUUUUGUAUAUUUAUUAAUAUAAAAUAUUUGUACGCGCGAGAUUUUACGGGACAAAAGCGACGUCCAAAAAUCUUCUAGUCUCCUACCCCAUCCUCCUUUUUCCUUCCAUCAACGACGUGACAUAAUGUUUCGUUUUGUUUUUUGGACACUUUUAUUGUUUUCGCCAUGCCCAACCCGAAUCGAAUUGAUUCCAGUCUCUCGUGGUGGUGUUUAGUUUGACAGUUUUGUAAUGAUUCCAAACUUCGCGUUCGCAGUUACUUUUACUUCAAUAUAAUGUGUAAUCGUAAUAAGACUGAAAUUUCUUGGAAGGUUUCGAGAGAUUGUUUUGCAUAUUUCGAACACUCAUGGUACAUUAAUAAUUAUAACCACGCGAUUUUUGGCCAGUGAGGAUCAGGGCAGGAACAACUAAAAACUAAAAAAACAAACCGUAAUGAUAAACUUAAGGAUUCACUCGUUUUCUCUCAAUAUUGUGGAACAUAUUUAAAUAAAAUUUGUUAUGUGUAAAAAUGAGAAAUACCUAUUUUUAUCAUCGUUAUUUUGUUAAAAACUCAAACAAAAAUUUAGAUACAUGUUAUACAUUCACUAUUAAAAGUCUAUAAAAUGUAUUUUUUUUUCGGAAAAAACAAUGUAAAAAUCAAUACUUAUAUUUCGUGUUUAAUUGUCUAUAAUAAUAUAUGUAAACCACUUUUUAAUAUUAAUACGCUUAUAACUAAAUGCCAUACAUUAUAUUGUGUUAUUAUUAUGUAUAAGUUUGCAGUAUUUCAAAAGCUCUAAAUUUAUUUCUGGAUAGAAUGAUCUCAUCGCGCGUAAAUGAACAAAUUUUUUUUCAAAAAAUUUUAAUUUCUCCUGUCUUUCUAAAUUAAAAUUUUUACGCAUGUGAUAUUUUAAAAAUGAGGUGGAAAUGACCUUUUGAUUUUAUAUUAAAAUAAUUAUAAUGGUAUAUAUAUUAUAAAAUAACUUAAAAUAAUAUUACUAUAUACGAACAUUUGACUCUCAAGACUAUAGUUAAAAAAUAAUAUAUUUUUACUAUGAUAAUUUUCUUUUAAUAAUUAUUAAUUAUAUACUUAUAACUAUUUUUGUUAAAAAUCUGAUAAGUUGAAGAGACUGAUAAGUACAUGAUAAUCGCGGUUGAGUUUAACCACUUAAUUAUUAUAUUUUUUCUCUCAGGUCUAAAGACUGUAGAUGUGAAAUUCUUUUUACCUCUCAACGAUAUGAUAUUUAUUUAUUUAUUUUUAGCCCAUGCUUUUUCAUGCACAUAUCCUCAUUUUGCAUAAUGUAUAAAUUAUAAUAUUUAAACGUAUUGAUGUAUGAUUGAAAAUAAAAUUGCCGAUUUGUAUUUAUAUAUUUUAUUGUAUAAAGUGAUACAAAAAUGGCAAUAAUACUUACCAGAAUGUUAUUUUUAUUUUUUUUUAUUACUUUACCUAUAUAUUAUAUGUGUAUAUUGUAUACAUGUUUAUAUUUUUUAUGUUUUUGACUAUUUGAUAUUUUACAUGUAUCGGAUUAGUUACAAUGUUUAUUACCUUUAAAACGUGAACUUUGAUUGUAUUGUGUUAAAAAAAAAAUAAUAUUUUGUUGAGUCUAUAUUAUGUACAGAUCAUACUGCAUUGUUUUUCUUUUUUACACUCGUUUAGACCAUAUAUACUUAUUUAUAUUAUAUGUUUAUUUUAAUUUAUAAAGGUGUCCUAAUAACAUAUUAUGCCAUAGUUGUCUUAUGGAUGAUUACAUUAUAAUUUUAAAAUUUAUAACCAUAUGCGUUUGUUGUACGUUCGUAGCAUGGUUACAAUUUAAAACAUGAUGAGGAUGUCAGUGCACCAUUUGUUUUCUCUCUCUCUCUAACCUACGUACAAGUGUGCAACAUAACAUUAUUUGCAUAUACAGGAGUAUGCUGUUACCUUUAAUAUUAAAGUGAAUUGUGACUUAUUAUCAAACUUAAAGAUAGAAACGUUAUCUAUGUUUAUGCGUUGGAUCGACUUGUCAUCUUGGAUUGUUUACGAUGUUUUAAUUGUUAUGCAUGUUAUGGCGUAUGUAAAAUAUUAAAAUUUAAAAAUGCUCAUACAUAGCAGAAACAUUUCAAUAUUGUAAAAAGCUAGGUAAUACAAAUACAGAUAAUGUUCUUAAAUUUAACUUUGAAUAAAGAUCAAUACUUAAAUUUACAUUUUCGAUGUUGCGUACGGGUCAGAUAAUUUACUCGGACAAAUGGUGUGCUAACGUCCUCGGAAAUGCGUGGGAGUGCUUGUACCAAGUUAUAAACCUAUGAGAGUUCUGAUCGUUCAGUAUAUAUUUGUAUUUUAAUUAUUGAAAAAUGUCUUCUUGCGUAUACUCUAAAACUCUGUUCUGUGAAGAAGUAAUAGUUAUCAAAGCAUGUGCAUUUCUCAAAUAAAUUCAACCGUAUGACUUUCA